This is a messenger RNA of Myotis davidii, 1701 nucleotides long. RefSeq names its product DND microRNA-mediated repression inhibitor 1 (gene DND1). Gene Ontology annotation, molecular function: mRNA binding. Gene Ontology annotation, cellular component: nucleus; cytoplasm. Lineage: Eukaryota; Metazoa; Chordata; Mammalia; Chiroptera; Vespertilionidae. Gene Ontology annotation, biological process: negative regulation of miRNA-mediated gene silencing; germ cell development; mRNA stabilization. The coding region runs from base 306 to 1439 and encodes 377 amino acids. The transcript is spliced from 5 exons. The record is from RefSeq and is a predicted model, not a curated record.
AAUGGGGAGACAGACUGACAGCAGGCUCUUGCCCGGGGUGAAGGGUGCCCCCUGCGUCCUUCUUCCCUCCGUGGUGUGCCAGCCAUGUCUCAGGAGCCGAGUCGGCCUGCAAACUCAGCCACUAGGGUUUCUAGCUUUCACCUGAGGGUCCCGGCGCACGUGCGGCGGAUACUCCCACCCCCCGUGGGAGGCGGGGUCGUGCUCGGAGCCAAUGCGAGCUUGGGAGGUGGAGGGGUAGGGAAGCUUCCAGAGGCCGCUAGGGAGGAGGUUAUAAAAGGGACCAACGCCGGACCAACGCCAGAGCAAUGCAGUCCAAGCGGGAGUACGAGCUGUGGUGUGAGAGGGUGAAUCCAGAGAACAAGGCGGAGCCAGCUUUAAGGUUUAUGCCAACGAUUCGGGGUACGGGUGUUGUACCCAUUUCACAGAUGCGUGCUCACACGGUCCCACCCGCGCCGGAUUCCUGGGCCCAAACCCGGACAUCCCGAUGGAUGACGGUGCCUCCCCCACCCCUCCCCCCAGGCUGGGUGGGCAGCCCGCCGCCGCCCGGGUCCGAGGUGUUUAUCGGUAGGCUGCCCCAGGACGUGUACGAGCACCAGCUGAUCCCACUGUUCCAGCGCGCGGGCCGCCUCUACGAGUUCCGCCUGAUGAUGACUUUCAGCGGCCUGAACCGGGGCUUUGCCUACGCCCGCUACAGCUCGCGGCGCGGGGCCCAGGCCGCCAUCGCCACGCUGCACAACCACCCGCUGCGGCCCUCCUGCCCGCUGCUCGUGUGCCUCAGCACCGAGAAGUGCGAGCUGAGCGUGGACGGGCUGCCGCCGGCUCUGACCCGCCGCGCGCUGCUGCACGCGCUGCAGCCGCUGGGGCCGGGCCUUCAGGAGGCGCUGCUGCUGCCCAGCCCCGGACUGGCGCUCACGCAGAUGGCACUGCUCAAGUUCAGCUCGCACCGUGCCGCGGCCAUGGCCAAAAAGGCCCUGAUGGAAGGGCAGUCCCGCCUCUGUGGAGAGCAGGUGGCUGUGGAGUGGCUCAAGCCAGAUGUGAAGCACCGACUCCGCCAGCAGCUUGUGGGGCCCUCGCUGAGGUGCCUACAGCCAGAAGGCAGCGGCUUGGCCCUCGCUAGGGACAAGCUAGCGUCCCAAGGGGCUCGAACUGCCUUGCAGCUGCUGUGCCAGCGGAUGAAGCUGGGUAGCCCAGUGUUCCUCACCAAGUGCUUGGGCACAGGCCCUGCCGGCUGGCACCACUUCUGGUACCAGGUGGUGAUCCCUGGGCAUCCAGUGCCCUUCAGUGGCCUCAUCUGGGUUGUGCUAACCGUGGAAGGGCAGGAUGGGCAUGAGGUGGCCAAGGAUGCUGUGUCUGCACGGCUGCUGGAGGCGCUGAGCGAGUCUGGGGCCAGCGGCCUGUCGUCUGCUGGAGCCGAGGCAGGUGCCAUGGUUAAGCAGUAACCCCAUCCUCUACAGGCAGCCUGAAAAAGGCGGCAGAGCCUGUCAGUCCCCAACCCAGCAGGUCUGGGCAGCCACCAUCUGGUCCCCAAAGAGGGAGGAGCAUGGGCCCUGCCCUAGGCCUGACACAGCCUCCCGGCUGGGGCACAGCCCCAGUGCACUUGGAGACAGCUCAGAUUUGGCUAAGUUGUGGUGAGGGACCUUGCCCUCUCUCCCAGCCCAGAGUAUCCCUUGGCCUUUCUCUGUGUGACAUACACACUCUGUC